Coregonus sp. 'balchen' is the source of this 4294-nucleotide messenger RNA. The record is from the annotation of a GenBank genome assembly. NCBI's taxonomy places the organism in Eukaryota, Metazoa, Chordata, Actinopteri, Salmoniformes, Salmonidae.
CUAUCCCCCUCUCGUUCUCCCUCUCAGUCGCUCCUUGAGGCCCACGACAUGGUAGCCUCUAAGUGCUAUGAGGCCGUGCCCCCAGCUGAGCUGUCUAAUGAGGCGCUGGUGAACAGUUCUCUGAUGCAGGCCGAUGCUGUACGCAUGAUCGGCAUCCGCAAGAAGGCUGGAGAACCACUGGUGAGCGAGUGAGAGAGUGAGUGUGGGAGAGAUCGAGAGGGAGAGAGAUGGAGAGUUUGUGUGUGCGUUUCUGCAUCUCUGCAAUGAUUUCAUUGACCAUCUAUCUGUUCCUUCCCUCUCUCAGGGAGUGACGUUCAGAGUGGAGAAGGAGGAGCUGGUCAUCGCUAGGAUCCUCCACGGAGGGAUGAUUGACAGGCAGGGUCUGCUGCACGUGGGUGACAUCAUAAAGGAAGUGAAUGGGCGGGACGUAGGGAACAACCCCACUGAGCUGCAGGAGAUGCUGAAGGACUGCAGCGGAGGAAUCACUCUGAAGAUACUGCCUAGUUAUAGAGAUGCACCCGCCCCACCACAGGUACACACACACACACACACACACACACACACAGCACAUGCAGGAACACACAUGGACGCACACAUGUGCCCUCACACACUCAAGGAUUCAUUCUCUCUCUCUCUCUCUCUCUCUCUCUCUCUCUCUCUCUCUCUCUCUCUCUCUCUCUCUCUCUCUCUCUCUCUCUCUCUCUCUCACCCGUCACAUACAUCACUUAAACAGCCACAUGGAUGCAUACAAUCACGCAGGUCCACACACAGACACACACACUCACAGCUUUCUCCUAUUUGGCUGUGUAAAAGCUGCAGAUGUUUGGUGGUGGUGGGAGACUGGUGGUGAAGUGAGUCCUGGGGCUGUCCCAAAAUGCCCUGCUCUGGAAUCUGAACCCUGGCUGAGAGCCCUGUUAAUAACACUCCACAUGAUAUCUGGGCCAGGGAGACACACACACACACAACAUUGAACACGUAGACACAUGCCGGCAUGCACGUAGACCCAGACACACAGAAAAACACACACACACACAGACACACAACCAUGAAACAGUUACUGUACUCUGGCAUGCAUGCUCACACACACAUAUGCACUGUACACACACAAGUCUAUCCUGACACCUGCUCUACAAGUAGUGCAAACAAGCACACACACCAACGGACACACACACACACACACACCCCAAUAGACACACAUGCAUGCAUGCUCUUACUGAACAGACACACACCCACACUGUACAUACUCACACACAUCCAGUCCGGAUCUUGUUUUAGUGUUUCUGUCUGGCUGCCAGUGUAAGAUGACAGUGCCCAGACCACGCACCUCUCUUGGCAAAUACCUCUGUUGGCAUGAUGUGAACGCCUGUGAUCUGUCCUGCACUAGAUAUCUCAUAUGGUGUGUGUGUGUACAGUAUAAACAUGCACUUAGUGCUGCUUUAAACCCAAACUUCACUCUUAUCUCUAACACUUCAAAACACUAAUCCUUCCACUAAACUUAUCUACCUAGCUGUUGUGUAUAGAGAAAGACUAGAUUGACUGUAUAUAGUUAUAGUUUGGUUGUAGAAGCAUUACAUUUUAGUCAUUUAGCAGAUGCUCUUAUCCAGAGUGACUUACAGUUAGUGAGUGCAUACAUUAUUUUUUAUACUGGCCCCCCGUGGGAAUCGAACCCACAACCCUGGCGUUGCAAACGCCAUGCUCUACCAACUGAGCUACAUCCCUGCACCAUUGAAGCACCAUUGAUUAACAUCAAACCUCCCUUUUCUCAGGUGUACGUGCAACCACACUUUGACUACGAUCCAGCAAAUGACCAUCUCAUCCCAUGCCGAGAGGCGGGGAUUGGCUUCAAGAGGGGGGACCUCCUUCAGAUCGUCAACAGGGAGGACCCCAACUGGUGGCAGGUGAUGAUGGUGGUGAUCCUCAACAACAACAAUAAAUAGUUUUUUUUGUACUGGUUUCUACUGGUUUGUAACUUCUUCUGGUCUCUACUGGUUUAUACUGGUCUCUACAGAUUUUACUGGUUUCUACUGGUUGGGUGAGACAAUUGUUCUGAUGUCUGGUGUGCUCUCCUGUGCUAGGCGUGUCAUGUGGUUGGUGGAGCCACUGGACUGAUCCCCAGUCAGUUCCUGGAGGAGAAGAGGAAAGCCUUCGUCCCACGAGACUUUGACGGCUCAGGUACAGCUUGACUUUGCCUCCUAGCUUCAUUCUCAGCUAGAUGAGCUAACCUGAGCUGACUGGCAACUGUGUGUGGAUCUUUUACAUAAUGUAGCCAAUGACUGCUUGGAUUUGAAUCAGUGGAGAGCACUUACUUUGAAUUGUUUAGUUGGUCUGCCACUGUGAGGUAGCCUUGCCUGCCAGGCUGAGGUCAAUGAGGUCAUGAGAUAAUUACUCAGUAACGCUCCAUAGAAUGGGUUAUGGUGCCCCCUUCUGGCCUUCAGAUGCAAAGACAGAUAGGAAAGAUACUUGCACCUGUAUUGAUGUGUGAAUUGAUAUGUGUAUUGAUGUGUGAUUAUGUGUGUUUUUGUGUGCAACAGGGAUCCUGUGCGGUACGAUAACUGGAAAGAAGAAGAAAAAGAUGAUGUACCUAACAGCCAAGAACGCAGGUGAGCAUUCAUACUCGUCUCUCAUUGACUGAUUCUGUCAUGGCUCAUUCUUCUAAUUGGUUUUGUGCUGGGGCUUCCUGACUGUGUAGUUCCCCAUUUACUAAUCUGCAUUUUACGUUUCCUAUUUCCUUAUUUUAUUGACUGACACCACUACAUUCUCCUCUGUGAUUGGCUAACUCUUGUGUGUUCCUCUCUGUGAUUGGCUGAGGGCAGAGUUUGACAGGCACGAGCUGCAGAUCUAUGAGGAGGUGGCCAAGAUGCCCCCGUUCCAGAGGAAGACUCUGGUUCUGAUUGGAGCCCAGGGGGUGGGCCGCCGCAGCCUCAAGAACCGACUGGUGGUCCUCAACCCAACAUGCUUCGGAACCACCAUCCCUUGUGAGUCAAGAACCCAUACCGUUCUAAUUCUAUGCUAGAACCCCCCUCCAGAACCUAAUGGACCACUGUACUCUCAGGACACUGUCAGAACAGACAGAAACCCUGGAGAACAUUUCAUUUGGCUGCUUUAAGUUAGCCUGUCUCGUGAUCUUCCCCGUUGCUCCACUGUUCUUCUCGCAUUCAUGUUCAUUCUCUCUCCAUCUCUCUCCCACCUCCCUUUCGAUUCUCUCAAACGCCUUUUCUCUUCUUGCCCCACCUCCCCCCCGCCUUCCUCCCUCUCUCUCUCUUCUUGUCUCUCCUCUCCUCCCUCCCUCAGUCACCUCCCGGCGUCCCCGUGACGAUGAGCUGGACGGUAAGUCGUACCGGUUUGUGACGCGGACGGAGAUGGAGGCGGACGUGAAGGCGGGCGGCUACCUGGAGCACGGGGAGUACGACGGGAACCUCUACGGAACCAAGAUGGACUCCAUCCACGAGGUGGUGGACACGGGCCGCACCUGCAUCCUGGACGUCAACCCACAGGUCACAAUCAAAUCAAAUCAAACUUUAUUUAAAGUGCAUUUAAAAAGCCCAAAACAUAGUUUUACUGUAAAAAGAAAAAAAGACUGUAUAAUCCUACUAUGAGAUACUGUACAUGGUCUGGUUGUCUCUGUCUGUCUGUAUGUAUGUAUGUAUGUAUGUAUGUAUGUAUGUAUGUAUGUAUGUAUGUAUGUCUGUGGAUAUCUUUAUCAUCUUUAGCUGGUUCACUGACCCUCUGUCUGGACUGUAGGCUCUGAAGGUACUAAAGACAGCAGAGUUCAUGCCGUAUGUGGUGUUCAUCGCAGCACCAGAGUUUGAGACGCUCAAGGCCAUGCACAAAGCUACAGUGGAUGCUGGAAUCACCACCAAACAACUCACGGUCAGAACCUUUUCCUGGGCAUAGACACUGAGCCACUUAUUCCCAGAGUAUUUUCACGUUGUUUUCUGGUAUCCUUCCAUUGUUAUGUGAUUUUAGGGCGUUAUGUUGUUUUUUAUGGAACAUUCUCUCGCUAGAACACAUAGUGUACUGUGCUUGUUAUCCACUGCUUCUCAGGAAGAUGCACACACCGAGAGAGAGACACACACACACACACACACACUCACCCUCUUGUCUCUGUCCCUGUCAGGAUGUGGAUCUGAGGAAGACUGUUGAUGAGAGUGCUCGUAUCCAGAGGACCUACAACCACUACUUCGACCUCACCAUCACCAACGACAACCUGGACCGCGCCUUUGAGACGCUACAGGCUGCCGUCGACAAACUCUGCUCCGAACCACAGUGGGUCCCUGUCAACUGGGUCUACUGA